CAUUUAAUUACAAUUAAAUGUCUCAUUUUUUCCGUUAUAAAUAGUAAAGUUAUAUUUAAAAAACAAUAACAAAUUUACCAUAAAUAAAUAAUAACAUAGUUAAUCAUGAAUAUCAUAGCAUAUAUUUUAAUUGUGUUAAAUGUGUUGGCAAUAUAUGGGUGCGUCAAUGCUGUGGACUAUUCUCAUACCAAACUCGUGGCGUGCGAUACGUUGAUAGCCGAGGAUGUGGUCCAGUGUUUAAGGGAUAAUCUGCCACAAGACCUAGAUGCUUCAAAAGUGAUCGAGUAUGGCUGCUGUAUGAUGUAUCAUAAUCAUCAGUGUACUGUCAAAUCUGCCAAGGUUAAAUGUAGUCGUGAAGAUUAUUUGUUGAAGAAGAGUCAAGAAAACGAGAAACGAGAUAAUAGUUUUGAAGAGUGCAGAGAACACCAACAAUGUAACAAUGGAUCCACUUAUUUGUUUAGCAGUCUGUACUUAAUUAUCAUGAUUGUAUUUUUACAUUUAGUUAAUUAAUGAGCAUUUAAUCAAAUGAUUUUGUAUUUUAUUAAAUUUUAUAAUAAAUGUUUACUCAAUAUAAUAAAUAUUUUAAUUAUC
Molecule: messenger RNA, 591 nt
Organism: Medioppia subpectinata
Lineage: Eukaryota; Metazoa; Arthropoda; Arachnida; Sarcoptiformes; Oppiidae
Source: the annotation of a GenBank genome assembly